Anopheles coluzzii is the source of this 2934-nucleotide messenger RNA. RefSeq names its product cytosolic carboxypeptidase 6. Gene Ontology annotation, biological process: proteolysis. Gene Ontology annotation, molecular function: zinc ion binding; metallocarboxypeptidase activity. The record is from RefSeq and is a predicted model, not a curated record. NCBI's taxonomy places the organism in Eukaryota, Metazoa, Arthropoda, Insecta, Diptera, Culicidae.
AGGCAAUUUGUCAUACCCGUGUUGCCGGCAUCAUCAGACGCAAACACACAAAAAACGGCAUGCCCAAAACUUUGGCUCCACGGGGGCUGGGUGGAACUUUUUUAUCACCGAUUUCGUUCGUCCGAUGCGAGCUAAGCCAGCAGACGGGCGUAGCUAACGCCAUCAGUACCGUGAUACCACUGAUCGGAUGUUGGUGGGCCGUAUUAGAAGUUGGGCUGAAUUAUUUAUGCAAAAUUAGAAUCUUCAAAUAGAAUCUUAAGGUUCAAGCAAACAACAGGACGGCAAGGAUAUUACCUUUCGUUGAUUCUCUUCCAAGCUUUCUGUGCAACCCCGUUAAAGGCCAUUCUCUCGUACAGUUUGUAGUAUCCCAGUACACUAACCUUAGCGCGAAAGUGAAACACCUAGCAACGUGUACAAAUCCUGCGAGUGCUCCGUGCUCAAAGCUCAUAAAUCAUACAAUUUUCUUUAAAUUAUCAGUUAAGCUAUAAAGUGCGGGCAAUUCGCGGCCUCAGAUAAUCUCGCGAAGACGGUCUACUACCCCGGGAGUGCUUUCCUAGUGUCAACUUCCGUUGCGAGCAAGUGUGUGACAUUCGACAGUAGUGCGGUGGUGGAACGUGGCAUUGAUUUAUGGAAUGAUGAGUAACGAUUGACGGAAAACGAUGUAAACGUCUGUUCCGUGUUACAACUGCGGUCAAAUUGGAGUAUCCGGCACCCCUGGGAACGCGACUAACAAAACGCAAAAAAUCACUAUGGUGUCGGUCGUUGUUCCCACUUCCUGUUCUAACCGUGCCCGGUGUAUCGAUUGCGUGUAAAUCGGCAUCGUAAGCUUUUGCGCACAAAAAGAGAAACCCACAAGCCAGCAAGCACUGCCACAGGAUGGGUGACUUCGGAUCAGACAGUGACGACAGCGACGGUGAGGGAGGACUUGGAAAUGUGAGCCGUGUUAUCGUUCGACCUCCAGGACACAGUGGCAAAGCGAAACGGGGCCACCUGUGCUUCGAUGCGGCGUUCGAAACGGGCAACCUCGGGCGGGUCGACCUAGUAGGCGAGUUCGAGUACGAUCUGUUCCUGCGGCCGGACACGUGCAAUCCGCGGUACCGCUUCUGGUUCAACUUCACCGUGGACAACGUGAAGCAGGACCAGCGCGUCAUCUUCAACAUCGUCAACAUGAACAAGAGCCGCAACCUGUUCAAGGACGGCAUGACGCCGCUGGUAAAGUCGACCAGCCGGCCCAAGUGGCAGCGGCUGCCCCGGUGCGAGGUGUUCUACUACAAGUCGCCGGUGCACCAGAACCACUACGUGCUGAGCUUCGCGUUCGGGUUCGACAAGGAGGACGAGGUGUACCAGUUCGCGCUUACCUUUCCCUACUCCUACUCCAAGAUGCAGGCGUACCUGAACGCGGUCGAGCUGAAGUUUCCGGAAGCGUUCGAGCGGUCCUCGCUCGGCAUGAGCAUCCAAAAUCGCAAACUCGAGCUGAUCACGUUCGACGACGUGAAGAAACCGGACAAGAUGGACCCGAAGAACGUGAUCCACAUGGUCGUCAUACUGGCGCGCAUACAUCCGGGCGAGUCGCCCGCCUCGUACGUGGUGCAGGGGCUGAUCGAGUUUCUGGCCGCCGCCAACCAGCCCAUCUCGAAGGCGCUGCGCGAGCACGUGGUGUUCAAGAUCUUGCCGAUGCUCAACCCGGACGGCGUGUUCCUCGGCAACAACCGGUGCAACGUGAUCGGGCACGAUCUGAACCGCUCGUGGAACCGGCUGUCCCAGUACACGCACCCAACCCUAUCGGCUGUGAUGAAGAUGUUGAAGGAGUACGACAAUUCCAGUGUAAGUCCGAUGGGGGGGGAGGUUAGGACGAGGGGGUUGGGCAGACCAGUGGGUUUGAUUUGUUGCGUUUCCCCUUCCGGGCAGUGCUAUCAGGUGGACUUUGUGAUCGAUCUGCACGCCCACUCCAGCCUGACCGGGACGUUCAUCUACGGCAGCACGUACGACAACGUGUACCGGUACGAGCGGCAUCUCGUCUUCCCGAAGCUGUUUGCGACCAAGUGCGAGGACUUCUGCCAGGAGCACAUGAUGUUCAACGCGGACGACCGCAAGUCGGGCACGGCGCGGCGCUACUUUGUCGAGGCGCUCAGCGACAACGUCAACACGUACACGCUGGAGGUGUCGAUGUGCGGCUACUUCCUGAACGGGACCAACAUUCUCACCCAGUACACGGAGGAUGGGUACAUGCGAAUCGGAAGAAACCUCGCCCGCACGUUUCUGGAGUAUUACCGGUUUACCAACAUUCUGCCCAUCCCGCCCGUCGACGAGCUGCGGCCGCGCAAGGGCCGUCCACGGACGCACCGCCCGCGGGCACGGUCGAAAACGCGCAGCGAGGUGCGGGUGCGCCCCAAGACGACCCGCGCGUACGCCCCGAUCAGCUACACAGACCUGUCCAUCUGCUACGACAGUGCCACCUCGGAGGAUGGGUCGCCGGUGCGGUACAUGUACGGCCAUCCGGGGCACGGCGGCGGUGGUGGUGGACUGCGGAUGCGGCCCCACAUCCACCAGGACCAGUUUUCGCUGUCCAACAUACAGGCGGCCCGGUUCAGCAAUCUCGACUUUUCCAGCGACUUCCGGCUGAAGGUGGGCAGCAGGGGCAAGGGCCAGGCGGGGUCGACCGCGACGGAUCCGAAGAUGCCACCGAUCGAGAUGCUGAGCGUGCCGCCGAAACCGCACCUCACGAUCAUCGACUUUAACCAGCUGACGCGCGGUGGCCUGGAGGAGGCCACGGCCGGCAAGACGCUCGAGCGGGAGAAGGAAAAGAUCCGCCGGCACACGGUCAAAUCGUCCUCGCGCAAGGCCUAGACCUCGGUGCUAAAACGUGUAGCAAUUUUCUAUUUCCAACUUCUCCACGGUAGACUUAAUAAAGCUAGUGAACGAUUCGGUACCGCA